AAAAUGGCAAGUCACAGUCAGAGCUGGGAUCUCUUAAUAUUUUUAAUUUUGUUUUUUGUGGGUGCUAUAUCUUGUGUUGAGGUUACUGUUGAGACUGGGAAAGAUCACACUUUCAAGUCUUCUGCAUCAGGAAGGAUUGAGACCAUUCUGUGGAAGUUCAAGAAGACAAAAGUGGUUGAGUUUGAAGGUGGUCACCCUACGUGGUAUAGAUUUGAAUCUCGAGCAGAUCUUGAUACUAACACUGGAGACUUCACGCUUAAGCAGCUGAGUAAAGAGGACAGUGGUCAUUACCAGUCUGAAAUUCAGGUGGAUGGAAUGCUUCAGUAUUCUGACUAUGAUAUUAAAGUGAUGGAUGCAGUUCCAGUACCGAACGUAACAUGUGAGGUAAACAGUACAGUAGCGACACUCCUGUGUUCAGUGGACUCGCAAUUUCAGGCAAAACUUAUAUGGACCGGCCCAAAUGGAUUUAAAGAAACAGGAGAAAGAAUCAGCGUCUCAUUCAAAGAACAAUCAGUCUACAGUUGCACCGCACAAAAUGCACUGAACAAGAACAGCACAGAGUUCUCUCUUCAAAAAUGUCUCACAGGUGGAGUUAGUCCUGUCACUGCCAUGUCUCUUACAGUUUCCUUCAUUGCUGUUCUGAUUGCUGCUCUUCUAGCUCUGCUUUACUGCAGUUGCUGGACUGGGAACACAGAACUGGAUAUGACUUUCACCAAAGUAGAAUAUACAUGCUGAAGCAAACACUUCUCACUGUAAACAACACAUACAUUCUAACCAGUUUCACAGAUAAUGUUACAUUUUAAACAUACAGUCUGCUGCUGACAUCAUAUCCUAAUUAAGUAAGGUGUGUCUGAAAGACUCAGAAGUGAGUCUAAAAGGUCCUAGUAGAUGGCUGGACCUGUGAAAACGAUAUAAAGCUUUUAUGGUCUUACUCUUAUAAUCGUCACUGUUAUUUCUAAACUUUGCUCUCCAUUUUCCAAUAUUUUACAUAAUUCAAGUAUAGUAGCUGUUUUUUCCAUCGUGUGAACAGUUCAUAAUGUGUGGUGCAAACAGAAAUGCUCAAAAUUUAUGGCUAAUAAAAUCU
This is a messenger RNA of Pygocentrus nattereri (red-bellied piranha), 1084 nucleotides long. RefSeq lists its product as uncharacterized. Bases 4 to 735 code for a protein of 243 amino acids. The transcript is spliced from 4 exons. Lineage: Eukaryota; Metazoa; Chordata; Actinopteri; Characiformes; Serrasalmidae. The record is from RefSeq and is a predicted model, not a curated record.